AUGUCGGUCACCAACGCCAAGGGCUCGAGCGACGUCCCGCAGUGGGCGACGGACCGAGCUCGCCAGAUCGUGCAGCCCGGCGAGAACAUCCUCGGGAUUUAUGUCGUAUCCGAUGAGAAUCGCAAGAACGCGGUCAAGCAGCCGAUGGCGUGCUUCUUGGCGAUGCCGUGUUUCUGGCCCCAUGCCCUACUCAUGUCGCCUUGCCUCUACGCCGCCUGUCAAUCUGGCAACAAGAUUCUCAAGAGCACCGUGAUUGUCAGCCUGCCUCUGGGCCACCCGCUCGCCACUGCGGGCGGCCAAAACUCGUCUGAGCACCGCAGCGGCAUACCGAACAUGCACAUGCAGAUGCUCGUGGACAAUCCGCAGGAGGUGAUCCAGCUGUUGCGCUCGGCCAAGGAUGCGCUGAUGUCGGCGCCGCAGCAGGUCGUCGUGACCACCGCGAUGCCGAUCGCUCCAAUGGAGAUGGGACACGACGACCCAACCGAGCAGCUGGCCAAGCUCAAGAAACUACUCGACGCGGGCGCGAUCACCGAGGAGGAGUACGAGGAGAAGCGCAAGCCUUACGUCGACCGACUCUGA
Molecule: messenger RNA, 579 nt
Organism: Emiliania huxleyi CCMP1516
Lineage: Eukaryota; Haptophyta; Isochrysidales; Noelaerhabdaceae
Exons: 2
Coding region: 1-579 (192 amino acids)
Source: RefSeq, a predicted model, not a curated record